ACUGCCGCGGAGAACAACACGUGAUGACAGUGGUGGAAUGUUCCUCCUACCAGAGCACUGUGGUCGGUGUUGGGGACACGGCUGUGGAUUUGGACGUGCCAGUCUGCAUCCAGGUCGCCUGGCAUCUGCAGUCUCACGGAGCAGCCUUUGGAACCUUCCCGUGGGCAGGUAAAAGUAAAGAAGCAGAAAUAAAGAGGAUAAACAAAGAAUUGGCAAACAUUAGGUCAAAAUUUAAAGGUGACAAGGCUCUUGAUGGCUACAGUAAAAAAAAGUACGUGUGCAAGCUGCUCUUCAUCUUUCUGCUUGGUCAUGACAUCGACUUCGGACACAUGGAGGCCGUGAACCUGCUGAGCUCGAACAGAUACACGGAGAAGCAGAUUGGCUACCUUUUCAUCUCUGUGCUGGUGAACUCCAACAGUGAGCUCAUCCGCUUGAUCAACAACGCCAUCAAGAAUGACCUGGCCAGUCGGAACCCCACCUUCAUGGGCCUGGCGCUGCACUGCAUCGCCAACGUCGGCAGUCGGGAGAUGGCCGAGGCCUUCGCCGGGGAGAUCCCUAAGAUCCUCGUGGCUGGAGAUACCAUGGACAGCGUGAAGCAGAGUGCUGCCUUGUGUUUGCUGCGCCUGUACAGAACGUCUCCUGAUCUCGUCCCCAUGGGUGACUGGACAUCCCGCGUGGUGCACCUCCUCAACGACCAGCAUUUGGGCGUGGUGACCGCCGCCACCAGUCUGAUCACCACGUUAGCGCAGAAGAACCCGGAAGAGUUUAAGACGUCCGUCUCUCUGGCUGUCUCUAGAUUAAGCAGAAUUGUGACGUCUGCUUCGACAGAUCUUCAGGAUUACACUUACUACUUCGUACCAGCUCCCUGGCUGUCUGUCAAGCUUCUGAGGCUGCUCCAGUGCUACCCACCCCCAGAAGACCCCGCAGUGCGGGGCCGCCUGACAGAGUGCCUGGAGACCAUCCUGAACAAAGCCCAAGAGCCACCGAAGUCAAAGAAGGUCCAGCACUCGAACGCAAAGAACGCCGUGCUCUUCGAGGCCAUCAGCCUGAUCAUUCACCACGACAGUGAGCCCAACCUGCUCGUCCGCGCCUGCAACCAGCUGGGCCAGUUCCUGCAGCACCGCGAGACCAACCUGCGCUACCUGGCCCUGGAGAGCAUGUGCACGCUGGCCAGCUCCGAGUUCUCCCACGAGGCCGUCAAGACGCACAUCGACACGGUCAUCAACGCUCUGAAGACGGAGCGUGACGUCAGCGUGCGGCAGCGGGCAGCCGACCUCCUCUACGCCAUGUGCGACCGCAGCAAUGCCCAGCAGAUUGUGGCUGAGAUGCUGAGCUACCUGGAGACGGCUGACUACUCCAUCCGUGAAGAGAUCGUGCUGAAGGUCGCCAUCCUCGCUGAGAAGUACGCCGUCGACUACACGUGGUACGUGGACACCAUCCUGAACCUGAUCCGGAUCGCGGGCGACUACGUGAGCGAAGAGGUGUGGUACCGAGUCAUUCAGAUCGUCAUCAACCGGGACGAUGUGCAGGGCUACGCCGCCAAGACCGUGUUUGAGGCUCUUCAGGCCCCAGCGUGCCACGAGAACCUGGUCAAAGUGGGCGGCUACAUCCUGGGAGAGUUCGGGAACCUGGUAGCUGGGGACCCGAGGUCCAGCCCUCUGAUCCAGUUCAACCUGCUCCACUCCAAGUUCCACCUGUGCAGUGUCCCCACCCGCGCGCUCCUGCUGUCCACCUACAUCAAGUUCGUGAACCUCUUCCCGGAGGUGAAGGCCACCAUCCAGGACGUGCUGCGCAGCGACAGCCAGCUGAGGAACGCCGACGUGGAGCUGCAGCAGCGGGCCGUGGAGUACCUGCGGCUCAGCUCCAUCGCCAGCACCGACAUCCUGGCAACUGUCCUGGAGGAGAUGCCCCCAUUCCCAGAGCGGGAGUCCUCCAUCCUGGCAAAACUCAAGAAGAAGAAGGGCCCGAGCACAGUGACAGACCUAGAGGAGACCAAGCGGGAGAGGAAUGUGGACGUGAACGGGGGCCCCGAGCCCGCCCCAGCCAGCGCCAGUGCCGUGUCUACGCCAUCGCCGUCGGCAGACCUGCUGGGUCUGGGGGCGGCUCCCCCCGCCCCUGCGGGGCCCCCACCCUCCGGCGGCGGGCUGCUCGUGGAUGUGUUCUCAGACUCGGCUUCUGCGGUCGCACCUCUCGCCCCCGGCUCUGAAGACAACUUUGCCAGGUUUGUUUGUAAAAACAAUGGUGUGCUGUUUGAAAACCAGCUGCUUCAAAUUGGACUUAAGUCUGAAUUUCGGCAGAAUUUAGGUCGGAUGUUUAUAUUUUAUGGAAAUAAGACCUCCACGCAGUUCUUAAACUUUACUCCAACACUAAUCUGCUCAGAUGCACUGCAGUCUAACCUGAACCUGCAGACCAAGCCCGUGGACCCGACUGUGGAUGGGGGCGCACAGGUGCAGCAGGUGGUCAACAUAGAGUGCGUGUCAGACUUCACAGAAGCACCGGUCCUCAACAUCCAGUUCAGGUAUGGGGGGACCUUUCAGAAUGUGUCUGUCAAGCUGCCCAUCACACUCAACAAGUUUUUCCAGCCCACAGAAAUGGCUUCUCAGGACUUCUUUCAGCGUUGGAAGCAGCUGAGCAGCCCACAGCAGGAAGUGCAGAACAUUUUCAAAGCCAAGCAUCCGAUGGACACGGAGAUUACGAAAGCCAAGAUUAUUGGAUUUGGCUCUGCACUCCUUGAGGAGGUCGAUCCUAACCCUGCAAACUUUGUGGGGGCUGGCAUCAUACAUACCAAAACCACGCAGAUCGGAUGCUUACUGCGUCUGGAGCCGAAUCUGCAAGCCCAGAUGUACCGACUCACACUGCGAACGAGUAAAGAGACCGUAUCUCAGCGAUUGUGUGAAUUGCUGUCGGAGCAGUUUUAAUCAACGAGGAUGGAAGACAAGCUCACGUGUUUGUCAUUUCUCUUCGUCUCUCCUGUCUGUCUUCGUUACCACCCUGCAGUAUACACCCCUUGUCCGAAUGCCCAGUCCCGGCACCCCUAGCCCUGCCGUCCAGACUCUGGCCCUUUUGGGUGUGGACGGGACACAGAUGCGCAGUUGAGAAGAAAGCUGAGCCUGACUGCAGCAGGCCUGCCGAGUCAGAGGAUGGCACGUGGACCCCGGGGUCAGUUUUUAUAGAAUCAAGACAGUCCUGUGGUUAUAUCUACAAAUUAAAGGGAAAUGAGCAGCCUGAAUGGAGAAGGAGAUUCUGUUGAGGUUUAUUGAGGUGCCGCGGCUGUGACUCUGGUCUGCAUCCCCGGCUCCCCGAGAGCAGCAGCACGCUGGCCAGGCCAUGCCUCCGCUCUCUGGCUGUCCUGGGGACACCAGAAGCAGGGUCUUGCCUGGGACUGAUUCCUGGCCCAAAGAGCAUGUCAGCCCUGGGCCCCCCGGGAGGGUUUGCUGUAGCUCCAAUGGGGCAGGUUUUCUGAGGCAGGAAUUUUAAAUCUGGAAGUGACAUUGUACUUGGAACGACUAUUGGCAGAACUGCGUGUCCUGGUGAGACUGAAUUCUGUCCCUUCUCAAUAUCGGUGUUCUUCAGGGGCCUUUGUCAUGUCGUUCUUGCUGUCUGAGACCUCGCAUUUGUGGUUUGGUGAGGGGGGUGUCUGGUGGCCCUGGCAGGUGUGUGCACCACUCCUGCUCGGGGCUCAAGGGAGUGUCGUCCCCGUGGUGCGCUCUGAGGACUUGGAGGCACGAGCGCAGAGCGACACUCUGGAAGGUGUGCUUCUCUCCCCCCUGGGCUGUCACCUGGCAGUAUCAUUUUCUCCGUGCCCAGGUGUUACAUGGGGUGGAGCAGAGGAGGGAGGGCUCGGUAUGUUCGGACAGGAAAUGAGGAACACGGGGUGGGGGAAAUGGCAGCCCCUGGACACGCUGGGGAUACACUGGAGCCCUUGGUCUGCACGCUGUCCUGUCUUCACCCAGACUCUGUGUCUGGCACCUGCAGACAGGAGGGUGGAGCAGGGCUCAGAGGCCUUGGGAGCCAGGGCCUGGCACUCCAUCCUGUCCUGAGGUGACGUGUGGGAUCAGCACAGACCCAGGUCGGGCAGGCUUGUCCUAACGCACACGGCUGUUGCUGGCACUUGAGGCAACUUAAGAAGAGCGAGCCCAGGAACCAUCUUCGGCGUCACUGCUUCACCAGAGCACUGAUUCCGCUGCCUGCAGGAGGGCAGGCGGCCUCGCCCAGGCCCCUGCCGUCAGCUGCCUAGGGUGCUGGGUCUGGGAGCAGCUGCCAGGAAUCUCGUCCUGCCCACCCCGUGUGACCGCAGGGCUGUGCCGUGUGUGUCCCAGCGUGUUGGACACGGACCUGAGGCGACUGUGUCAGAGGAGCAGCCCCGCUCCGGCCCUCCUGCUCUCUGGCUGUGGCUGUGGCUGCUCCAGCCUGUCUUGGGACACACCGGGAGUAGCCUGGGCUUGCACUGCAGGGGAUGCCCUCACCUGCCAUGGGACGGUGCAGUGUGCGUGUGGCCUCGUGGACCAUGGGCCACCAGGCCCUGGCUCAUGUGCCCUGUGUGGCUCAUGGCGACAGUUUCCUCAGCUAGUCACCACGUUCCCUGGAGCACAGAAAAGGCCUCACUCGCAGCGCUACUCCAGGGGAGGGAGGGGCCGUCAGCGGAGUGUGCUCCUUUCAAAGUACAAUAAAGUGCUCCAAUGA
Tupaia belangeri chinensis (Chinese tree shrew) is the source of this 4683-nucleotide messenger RNA. It is a transcript of the gene AP2A2, whose product is annotated as adaptor related protein complex 2 subunit alpha 2. Gene Ontology annotation, molecular function: clathrin-cargo adaptor activity. Gene Ontology annotation, cellular component: AP-2 adaptor complex; membrane coat. The record is from RefSeq and is a predicted model, not a curated record. Bases 24 to 2918 code for a protein of 964 amino acids. NCBI's taxonomy places the organism in Eukaryota, Metazoa, Chordata, Mammalia, Scandentia, Tupaiidae. Gene Ontology annotation, biological process: intracellular protein transport; clathrin-dependent endocytosis. The transcript is spliced from 22 exons.